Molecule: messenger RNA, 2007 nt
Organism: Endocarpon pusillum Z07020
Lineage: Eukaryota; Fungi; Ascomycota; Eurotiomycetes; Verrucariales; Verrucariaceae
Exons: 2
Coding region: 1-2007 (668 amino acids)
Biological process (GO): regulation of transcription by RNA polymerase II
Cellular component (GO): nucleus; RSC-type complex
Molecular function (GO): DNA binding; DNA-binding transcription factor activity, RNA polymerase II-specific
Source: RefSeq, a predicted model, not a curated record
AUGACACCAAUGGACUUCCCCCAUGAGCAUUACCAGUACCACGUUGCUUCCCAGCAACAACCACAGCAGCAGCAGCAGCAGCAGCAGCAGCAGCAGCACCAUGCUAAUCAACCUUCUCUAUCCUAUGAACGUUACCCUGUCCAACCUCAACAUGUGGAGGCCUAUUAUCCAGCUCCACAGCACGCUGAAUACGCCGAUUUCGGUUCCAUUACUCCUGAUCAUGAGGACUUCGAAGGAUGCACCGAGAUCUUGACUCGACCACGACUGACCAAAGAACAAGUCGAAGUGCUCGAGGCUCAAUUUCAAGCUCACCCAAAGCCUAACAGCAACGUCAAGCGUCAACUGGCUUUGCAAACCAAACUGACAUUGCCUCGCGUCGCAAACUGGUUCCAGAAUCGACGCGCAAAAGCGAAGCAGAUGAAAAAGCAAGAAGAAUUCGAAAUGACACAGGGCAUGGGUAUUGGUGAGGCCUGGAACAAUGACCACCACAUUCCCACAGGCUACACAAUCCCGUUACAAAUAAACACGGCUGCCGCUACCUCAAGGUCACUGGCGCCGGUCUCCGCCGGCGGUAUAAGUCAUUCGUCGACCACGCCAUCCUCUGCAGAGGUCUUUCCCGCUCGCGAUGCCGUCCAGGAAGCAAGCUGGGCCUCUUUGCAGCGCGCCUUGAAUGCUGCCGACAAUGCUCGCAGUCAGCAUAAACAGAACCCCGGGCAAUGCUUUACAUCCUUGCCUUGCCGGGAUCCUCAGCACCCUCUAUCCUCUUCUUUCUCGCACGAACAAAGUCACAUCCAGCUUCAUCCUUCUCCGGAGUGGAGUCGUACUGCACCGUUGUCUGGUCACUGGAAUUUAUCGUCGCAAAGUUCUGAAGAGAGCGAAUUUGAUUUUGGAUUCAACGGCCAAUCUUCCGAGAACCACACGAUUCAUGAUGUUGGGCAACCAAGAUUCGACUCGCCAGAGGCCAUCCAAGCCUACUCGAUGUCGUCCGAUGUCUGGACCAGCUCUAUGCCGACGCCAACCAUUGAUUCUCACGUUCCUCCCAGCAGCAUGGCGUUACACGAGUCCGAUCCACUACCAAUGCCACACUUCCCAUCUUCCAGGAGGGGCUCGUCAUCGGAUGAUCUAACUGCGACACUCGACCAGUUUGUGCUUGCUGGCACGCCACCUAUGCGAUCCCCUGUGACCAACCAGUUUGAGCAGUUCAGGAAGCCAGGAACUCAUGUUGACAUAGCUGCUCGACGAAAGAGGCCUCGGCCUGCUGCUAUUGGCACGGCUGCCUUACGAAGCUACUCUUAUGGCGGGUCAUCAGCAAUGUCGCCGACUUUCCGGUUCGGUCGACAAUCACAAAAUGCGCACCCAAUACGCCAUGUUAAGUCCACAGGUCAGAAUCUCAACGUCACGUACGCUGGCAUCAGGAAGCCUGGUUCUGCUCAACGAUCGCCACUCAACAUCUCUACAUUUGCAGAAGCUGAAGAGUUCAAUCAUCUGGUCGAAAAGCAGAAAUACUCUCAGCGAUCUGACUUGGAACAAAGUCGUGCACCACCCACUCCGCUUUCCAACGAAGACCUCAUGAGAACUCGGCUACCAACGCUUGAGGAGCCGCUCUUCACGGAACAAGAUCAGGAGACACCUCACCAGUAUUUCCUAAAUGGACAACCAUCUCAAUUCAACAUAGUGUCUCCUCCAUCGACACCGAUGAAAUCGGAAUUGUUUCCCCCACCACACAUGCAAUCUAUGAUGCCACCGAUGUCAGCUCCACCUCAAUAUGCCGUCUUCCCUGACUACACUCCACCAUACUCUGCCGGACCGUUGACAGCUAGUAGUUGGUCUGAUGCGCCGUUGACCUCUCCAGAGAUGGCCACACUCUCGCCGUCAGCCCAUAUGUCGCAGCAAACCUACGUCUCACCUGUCAUGCAUGAUUAUAGCUCGGGGCAUUCAUACCCAGGUCCAUUCGCCACACAGCGUCAUGCUGAACAGAAGCCAAUUGAAACUAGCUCCUGCGCCUAA